GUACUCUCGCGGUGUUUUGAUGUCAUGCGCAGAUUGAUCUGCUUUGCGCUGCAUGAAGUCGAACAGAAGUCACAUCCAUUUCAAUAGAUGGCGCUAAUGCGCUGAAAGAGUUCGUUUCCCUAAAAACACGAUAAAACAAGGCGGAGUUUCAGGAAGACUGCUGAAUAAAUCAAGCAUCUGUUUCAAAAUGGGGGUUCAUGGUCUUACAAGUUAUGUGGAAGGAAAUCAUCAGUUCUUCACAGAUAUGAGGCUAAGAGAUUGCUGUCUUGUGAUUGAUGGAUGUAGCCUGUAUUUUCGAUUGUAUUUUAAUUCUGGAUUGGAUCAAGCGAAGGGUGGAGACUACGACAUGUUUGCUGGGUUGGUUAAGCAGUUUUUUGCAACACUUGCAGAAUGCCGUGUGCAACCAUUCAUAGUGUUGGAUGGAGGAAUGGACCACAAGGACAAGAAGUUCAAGACCCUGCAGGAGAGAACUCUAAGCAAGAUCCGAGAAGCCCACUCUCUUUCCCGGGGAUCCAAUGGCUCUGUUCUUCCUCUGCUAUCACGUGUUGUGUUCAUACAAGUCCUUUCUCAACUUGGUGUGCCAUUGGUGCAGUGCAUUUGCGAGGCUGACCUCGAGAUCGCCUCUCUCGCCAAACAAUGGGGAUGCCCGGUUCUGAGCAACGACAGCGACUUCUACAUCUUUGACUUGCGUGGUGGCUACCUCCCAUUUUCAUUCUUUCAGUGGAACAAUGUUUGUGGUAAGGCCACAGAGCGUUACAUUCCUGCCAGGCAGUACACCGUGAACCGAUUCUGCAUGCAUUUCAACCAUAUGAACAAGCAGCUUCUGCCUCUUUUUGCCAUGGUCGCUGGGAACGACUACACACCUGCUAAAAUAACUGAGACGUUUUUUAGCCGGGUGGAACUUGAAAGGGUACCAGCCGGUCGAAAGUCUGGACGUAGUUCUCGACUCGAAGGCUUUUUGCUCUGGCUGUCUCAAUUCACAAGCCCUGUAGCUGCAUUGGAGGAAGUACUGGAGAUCUUGGGUGGACAACGGAAAGCAAACUUACGUACGCAGCUCUCGGAAGGAAUACAGGACUACCAGCUUUCCCGCACUAGCGGUUUGGCCAACUACUUCACCUCACGUACCCAACCUGCACUGCCUGACACACAGGGCCUCCCGGCAGUACUUACUUCUCAACCCGAGUGGUUUUUAAGGGCAUAUGCAUCAGGCAAGCUUCCCUCUUUGGUCUUGGAUGUGCUUGUACUUCAGAAAGUUCUGCUGGUAGCGCAGGUGGAGAACAGUCAGCAGCCGAGCAGCCAUUUGACGUCUUUGAGUAUACGGAAAACCAUAUACGGCCUGCUACUUGAAAACAUGAGACAUGACAAUCAGAGGCAACAGACUGUCUCCCAGAGAGGAGGAGGAGGAAGGGGAGGAUGGGAUCGGGGUAAAGGAGCACAACAGCAUGACAUUCAAUGUGUUGAAGAGUUUGACAGACAAGACCUCAAUCUUAAGAAAAACACAGUGGAGGCUCAACUACCCAGUGUGCCGCAGCUGAAUUUUCCAACUCUUGACAAGGUGCCUGCCCAGGUGAGACUUCAGGCAUUGUUGGGAACACUUGGUACGAUGGACCAUGUUUUGGAGCCAGUACCCCCUCACCUAUGCCUUCCAGUGUGUGUGAUGUAUUUCUGGAUGAACAACUCAAAACCGAAGCCAAAUCUUCCAUUGCUGCAGGCCAUGUUAUUGGGAUUGGUGUAUGGGGAACUCUGCUGGAGAAGUGUUCAUCCUGAUGACCCUAUGUACUGCAGCAAGACCGCUGCUUCUGUUUGUCAUCGAUUAUCUCAGCUGAGGGUUAGACCAGGAGAAAGGAGGGGCCUAGAUCUGGUUGUAGCCCAUUUACUCAGCCAGUGGCAAUCCUGUAUGAUGGCGGGACUUUACCUGAACCAGUUAUUGUGUUUCCCACUACAUGAGCCCCAGUUAGCCUGGGUCUUUAGCGGUACUCUUGUGCAUGGCCUUCAAGCUGCAAUGAAAGGGGGUCAGCAGCCCGAAUCUCUACUUGCAGCGGACCAUUUUGCUUUACAGCUUUACUCCAUACUGCUGCAGGCAUUAAUGGGCCCUGCAGUUCCAGCAACAGCAAGCAGAAGUAGAGGAGGGGCGCAAAGGCAAACACAGCAAAGAGGGAAAGAACAUGGAGGGAGGGGUUGGGCCAAUGAAGGGAGAGAAGGUGCCAGUGGAGGGAGAGGAGGUGCCGGUGGAGGGAGAGGGAGGGGCAAUGGACAAAAAGGGAGGGGCAACAGAGGCAAAGGAGCAAAGUCUUCAGACAGUGGUUUUGAUAACAUGUUUGCGCAGUUGACGUUUCAGGAUUGAAAGUGGAGAGGGAAUGAUCUAUAAGGGAAGCUGGUUUAGGAGGGAAGGUUUUAAAAAGAAAAGUCAGUAAGAGAUAAAAUCACACAGAAUUCUAUUUUAAAUUUUAGUUACAUUUUACUAAAGAUGCCUUAUACUUCCCAAAAGCACGAUGGGGAUUAAGAUACCUAAUCAGUGGCGGCCGGUGACUUCUCUUCCGAGGGGCGCGAAUUCAAAUAUGUGUGUCAAAAUAUAAGGUUGUUGUGUCAUGUUAACCAUGUUCAUCAUGCAUCUUGUCAAAAUAAGUUUCUGCUGCACAGGCGUCAAAAGAGUUUAUGAUAAAAGAGACACUUGCGCAGUAAACUCUGAUUGCACAUAAGAUUAAGUGAGUAUCUGGCAAACAAGAGCAUCUCUUUUAUUAUAAACCCUUUAGACGUGUCUGCAGCAGGCACUUAUUUUGACAAGACGUAUGAUGCACAUGGUUCACAUAACGGGAUAAAUACAUGUUGUGAUGAGCAUCGCAUCGUGCACUCUCGAAAAAGAAGUCACCAGCGGCCAACUGUACCCAAUUGUUGUUUUUGGUGUGAGUAACGUUUACAUACUUUAACAAGCAACACAAUGUUUAAGUAUGACAGCUAUCGAUCAUUAUAAGCUUGCUUGCACUAGGAUACUUGCACUGACUAUUUUGAAUCUACGUUAUGAAAUUGAAUGUAGCCUUUUACAUUAUUUAAUUGAAUGAAAUUAAGUAAGAAUAGAGGUUGGCUUUGUUUAUUGUGAAAUUCCUUUUUUUUUGGGACCAAAGUUUUAACAUGGACAAUUUUAUAAAUUAUUUAUGUAAUGUAUCAAUUUUGCUGCUUUCAAUAAGUGCUGAUUUGUAAUGAUGAUUUCAAUUAUGCAACACUUGCCAUCAACGAUGUCAUCAAAUCUUCAAUUCAAGUAUAGAAAUAUAUACAUGCUUAGUUUUUAACUUUUAUAUUGUUCCGUUUCAAGAGAUCAAAACAAAUAAGCUUGUUUCAAUAGCGUGUUUAUAUUGUUGCCAUUUUAAAUCAAGUUUUGACUGAAUUAACUGUUGCUGUCUAAAGAUGUUUUGAAAAAGCAUUGUUCUCCAGGGUAAAUCAAUGCACUUCUUUACUUGCCAUCAGUUUGAUAUCUCUUGACAGCAACAGGUCCCCCUAAGUUUUGGACAGCCGGGGAUGUCGCCCCAGUUUAAUGUUUAUUCAAUAAUAUUUUGUAUGGGGUUAUUUUGUAUGUUAAUUUUGGGGCUAGUUGUCACAUGAUCACGUCUUAAGCAUUAUAUCUUAACAACUGUAAUGUUGUCA
Paramisgurnus dabryanus is the source of this 3639-nucleotide messenger RNA. It is a transcript of the gene aste1b, whose product is annotated as asteroid homolog 1b. NCBI's taxonomy places the organism in Eukaryota, Metazoa, Chordata, Actinopteri, Cypriniformes, Cobitidae. The record is from RefSeq and is a predicted model, not a curated record.